AUGAUAAUCUUAGCUUUAAUUAGAAAAUUUGGCGCAUUAUUUUCUACCAUUCCUGAUCCUGUGAUUGGUAGAAUCUUCUGCUGUAUGUUUGGUUUAAUAACAGCAGUGGGAAUCUCUAACUUGCAAUUUGUUAAUCUCAAUUCUGUUCGAAAUCUCUUCAUUAUUGGUUUUGCUAUCAUUAUGGGAUUGGUUAUUCCUGAUUAUCUCGGAAAGAAUGAAGGAGUCAUUGACACUGGUAAUCUAUCUAAUACUGAGCCUAAGAUAUUAGGAAUUUUACAAUAAUCGAGUUUUCUGAACUGAUCAAUAAAAGGAAAUCCUAAAGGGACUGAACGAAGUCUGUCCUAGUUUGUCCAGACGGAUAAUCCGUCUUGUCAAACGCGUACUACAGUGUAUGCUUCGAAUAAGGAAAAAGCACGAGAAUAUCACUUAUAUGUUAUUAUUUACUUUCAAUGUGUUUUUAUAUAGGUGUUGAUGAAUUAGACCAAAUAUUUACGGUGCUGUUGAAGACCAGUAUGGCUGUUGGUGGAAUAAUUGCUUGCCUCCUUGACAACCUCAUUCCCGGAACACAAGAAGAAAGAGGAAUUAAGAAAUGGCGUAAUCUUGCUACUGGUCAAGCUGUAAAGAAUGUUGCUUCUGCUCAUGUUUAUGACCUACCAUUUGGUGUUGGAAAUAAAUGGAAAUUUUCUAAAUUUGUUCCAUUUCUACCUUACUAUGACGAACCUGUAGAAAACAUGGAAACUGCAGGGAAUGCUAUGGUUAACAUGGCGGCAGAUACACCAAGUGGAAACAUCUCAGAAGAUAAUCUCUGAUCAUUAUGACCACACUACAGUGUUAUGUACUUUUAUUUUUUAACAGUGCUUCAAUUUCUUUUUUUCAGUUUUUUUGUUAGAUUGUCAAUCUCACAUUGACACUAACAGCAAGGUAUUUGUUUUGGUCCCUUGUAAAUCUCAAUGUAAAACAAUAGACUUAUACAUACUAUCAAGAGGAUUUCUGUAUUGGUACGGUAGACAAACUAUAAAAAACACUUAUUAAACGACAGGACGAUCUGUAUGAAAGUUACUACUAAUUAAGGGCAAGUAGCAGCCUAUACCUAGGGCCUUCUAUUUAUAUUUCAGCGCUUUUCACGUGAGAAGACUGGAAUAUAGCAAUUGGGGGGCGGUUUGAAGUCGCUUGACCUGUAAAUCAAGUGCUACUCGCCGAGUAGAAGUCCCCUAGCACAGGGUAAUUAUGUACAGAGGUCUCACUUCUGCGAAAAACCCGUAAGGUAGUUUUUACUGCCCAUAUCUGGCGGCCAUGUUCUUAGCAAGUGCCCUAAAGAGAGGCAUUCACUCAUAGGCGUACCGGGCGGGGGGGGGGGGGGGGGGGGGGGGGGGGGGGCGGUAGCCCCCCAGUUUUUUGGGCAGUCGGGCAAUAUUCGAUCAACAGUCG
Paramuricea clavata is the source of this 1428-nucleotide messenger RNA. The record is from the annotation of a GenBank genome assembly. NCBI's taxonomy places the organism in Eukaryota, Metazoa, Cnidaria, Anthozoa, Malacalcyonacea, Plexauridae.